ACUAUCUCGAUCAGCUCAUCUCAAAUCACAAAAAGUUCGCCGGAAAGCUGUAAUGGUUUGAUUUUGAGUAGUGAAUUGGUGUAUAAACUCAACAGACCUGAAUUCCACCAAUUGCAACAAUUAGAUAAUGAGUUGUCUUGGGAAGAUGCUAGGCCUCAUGAUCCUGCUACUGUGUCAUACACCGAUUUACAGUGCUUUGCCAACAGACGACGAGGAUGACCCUCCAUAUCAUGAUUGCUCAAACAAUGCUGAGUUUUCCUACAUCCCGGGCAGCAUAUUUGAAGAACAUCUAAAUCACAUCCUUUCCACACAAAUCCUUACUAAUACCGCCUUACCAACCUACUCUAAGUUCACCAAUGGAACAGGUAUUGAUCAAGUUUAUGCUCUGUAUUUCUGCAGAGGCGAUGUUGAUGUCAAUACAUGCCGUCAAUGCAUCAAGUAUGCAGUGCAGGAAAUAGUACAGAAAUGCAAACUUAAGAAACAAGGGAUUGUUUGGUACGAGUUUUGCACCUUGCGUUAUGCUAACUACGCAUUCUUCUCCCUAGAUGAGGAAAGUCCUUUCAAACUGCACCGUAACAGCACCAGUUUGGUAAGCGACCCCAUUCUUAAACCACACAAUGAGCUCAUUGAUAAAACUAUGAAUAAUCUCUUUAUUAAGGCUGCGUAUAAUAAACUCCCUCUUGGUUUUGCCACAAGUAAAACCAACCUAUCCUCGAAUCAAAAACUUCAAGGCUUUGCACAAUGCAGUCCUUAUAUCAGUAGUAACCUUUGUGAGAAAUGCCUAAGCCAUGCUUACAGUCAGAUGCAUCAAUCAUCCAUUACUACAGUAUUUUUGCCGAGCUGCAAUAUCGGAUUCGAUUUAGUUGGAUCUCCUCCGUCCCCUGGCCCAUCUGCAUCCCAUAAGCCAGAUUCCUUAUCAGAGAGGUCUAAAGUCCUCCUCCAGGUACUUUUACCUAUCAUCAUAUUCUUCUCAAUUGUGGGUGCCUUUUGGUUUUGGAGGUGGCGGUGUCGUCCAUCAGGUGCAGGUGAGACUAACAAUACAACAGAAGCUAUGGAAGAGGGACCUCAAAUCGAAGAAUCUAGGCUGCAAUUGGCACGGUUUACCUAUUCUCAAGUAAAGGACAUGACCAAUGAAUUCAACAGAAAACUAGGUGAAGGUGGCUAUGGUAUUGUUUAUUAUGGUUGCUUGAGUGACAACAACAACAAGGAAGUCGCGGUCAAGGUGCUCUCGAAGAAUGAUGCCCCUAAGCAAUUUAGCAAUGAGGUAAAUGUGCUAGGAAGAAUAUAUCACAAAAACUUGGUUACUCUGAUUGGAUACUGCGAAGAAGGAACGAGCAACUUGGCACUUAUUUAUGAGUACAUGUCUGGAGGGGACUUGAAAGCUCUUCUUUCAGAAAAUGCAGGUGUAGUCGUAAGCUGGAAAAGGAGACUUGCAAUUGCCUUCGACACAGCUCAAGGAUUGGAUUAUCUGCACACUGGUUGCAGCCCACCUAUUGUCCACAGAGAUGUAAAACCGGCAAAUAUACUACUAAAUCAACAUUUUCUCCAGGCAAAAGUAGCUGAUUUUGGCUUCUCGAAAAUAUUCCCAGCUGAAUACGUCUCAAAAUUAGAGACUAGGGUCAUUGGAACCACUGGUUAUCUUGAUCCUCAGUACCAUUUAACAGGGCAGGUGAACGAAAAAAGCGAUGUUUACAGCUUCGGAAUUGUUCUGUUCGAGCUCAUAACAGGGAAGUCAGCAAUCAUAAAAUACACAAACACUCAUUUGGUUCAAUGGGUAACACCUCUUUACGAAAGAGGUGAUAUAGGCAGCAUAUUGGACCCAAGAAUACGAGUUGAGGUAGGCGAAAACUACAACACCAUUUGGAGAGCAACAGAGCUAGCUAAGCAAUGUGUUGAGUUAGAUGCAGCACAUAGACCAACAAUGAGCAACAUUGUUAUCGAAUUAAGAGAGUGUUUGGCUAUGGAGAAUGUGGAUGUCGAGUGUGCGAGCUCCGUUACUACCUCGAUGGAGAUGAUGACUGCCCCAGUUACAAUUACUUCAAUUGGUCCACAACCCCGGCAGUAUUGUAUGAAACAAUAAUGAAAGACAAAAAACGUUAACCAGUAUUACGGAAAAAUAAAACAUUGGUUAUAGCUAAUAUUGGAGUUCAUGCUCAUAGCAUGAAUGCUGACAGCAACAAACACAAAACAGAUCAUAGUACUACUGCUGACAACAAGCACAAGAGCCAGCUUCUAACUGCCUUGCUCUCACAACUGUUUACUCUAGCUGAUCUUAAUGCAAGGACUGGUGACAUGUCACUUGUGUACACAGAUUGAUGACAUGUACACAGGUUGUUAGAGAAGUUGUUAGAGUCUAUUCCUAGUUAGUUGUAGUUGUAACUAACUAACUGAUCUAGCUGAUCAGUUACUUGUAAUAGACUAAGCUUGCUAGCAUGACUAUAAAUACUUGUACAUAGUCAUGCUCAAUAAUUAAUGUAUUCACUUCUUCAAGAACUAAAUAAAA
This is a messenger RNA of Spinacia oleracea (spinach), 2503 nucleotides long. RefSeq names its product putative leucine-rich repeat receptor-like serine/threonine-protein kinase At2g04300. Bases 128 to 2080 code for a protein of 650 amino acids. Gene Ontology annotation, molecular function: protein kinase activity; ATP binding. Gene Ontology annotation, biological process: protein phosphorylation. The transcript is spliced from 8 exons. The record is from RefSeq and is a predicted model, not a curated record. NCBI's taxonomy places the organism in Eukaryota, Viridiplantae, Streptophyta, Magnoliopsida, Caryophyllales, Amaranthaceae.